Pundamilia nyererei is the source of this 408-nucleotide messenger RNA. RefSeq names its product retinol-binding protein 2-like. Gene Ontology annotation, molecular function: lipid binding. The coding region runs from base 1 to 408 and encodes 135 amino acids. NCBI's taxonomy places the organism in Eukaryota, Metazoa, Chordata, Actinopteri, Cichliformes, Cichlidae. The transcript is spliced from 4 exons. The record is from RefSeq and is a predicted model, not a curated record.
AUGCCAGCAGACUUUAGUGGAAAAUGGAUACUGGAAUCCAGUGAGAAAUUUGAGGAUUACUUGAAAGUACUGAAUAUUGACUUUGCUACAAGGAAAAUUGCCAUCUCCCUAUCUCAGACCAAAGUGGUUUUCCAAGAUGGGGACAAGUUUGACUUCAAAACACUGAGCACCUUUAGGAAUUAUGAGCUGGCCUUCACUGUAGGGGUGGAGUUUGAUGAGUACACCAAGGGACUAGACAACAGAAAUGUCAAGAGUCUGGUGAAGUGGGAUGGGGACAAGCUUGUGUGCACUCAGAAAGGCGAGAAGGCCAACCGUGGCUGGAAGCACUGGACUGAAGGAGACAAACUCUACCUGGAGCUGACAUGUGAAAGUGUAGUUUGUCGUCAGGUGUUCAAGAAAAAAGAAUAA